Messenger RNA from Orbilia oligospora ATCC 24927, 894 nucleotides. RefSeq lists its product as uncharacterized. The record is from RefSeq and is a predicted model, not a curated record. Lineage: Eukaryota; Fungi; Ascomycota; Orbiliomycetes; Orbiliales; Orbiliaceae. The coding region runs from base 1 to 894 and encodes 297 amino acids. The transcript is spliced from 2 exons.
AUGUCAAUUAAAGGAGAAAGACUUACCAUAUGGAACAAAAUUUUCGGAAGAAAUAUAGGAGAGUUCCUAGCAAAUGUUGUAAGAGUGAUUCUCGCAGGCAUAUGUCUUGAUCUAAGCGCCAUGGAUGCUACAAAAUCCACAGAUCCACUACAAAAAGCAAUGGAUACAAUGAUGGUAAUUUCUAGUGGCUUGCAGAUACUAGCUAUCGCUACAGGUUUGCUUUUGUCAGUCGGUUUCUUCGCUGAAGAGUCAGUUGCGAUUGCUGCUACAGUUGCUUCAUGCCUUGGAGCAGCAGCAGCUGUCUUCGCGGUCGUCGGCUUGGUCAUCAUGAUCGUUAUGUUUGCACUGCAUAGGAAUCCCCCAAUCCCGUGGAUAAGUUUAUCGACACCUACGCGUCUCCAGCAGGGCUCAAGAUGCCUUACAAGCCAGAAAUCGACUAUCUCGAUCAAGUCCCUGCCGAUAAAAACACAAUAUCCUUGGGCGGCCAAUUCGAACGGGACUUACGGGAUCCAAACAUGUGCGACUGUCACACAGCUUCCUGGCACUUGUUGGUCGGUCAAAACGGACUCUACUGGGAUUACGAGGGUAUUCACUUCCGUCUUGACUGCGACGGAGUUACUAGAAUACGUAUACCUCGCUGUCCUUGACGACGGAUCUGUGGGAUUUGCUCCACCAGCAGCAAAAUAUACAAUCGAUAGUAAUGGGAAAGAGGUACCAGUUGACCCUGCUGCCUAUGAAGCACAACUAAAACAGCAGCAAUGGCAGGUUGUCUGCCAGGCAGAAGGAAGCGUAACAACCCGAACAUUCAAUGGCCAAAGCGAAAGCUACGCUCUUUCCGCCUCCUUUGGCAUCCAGAAUUACCUAAGUACUUUGAAUAUUUCAUUAUAUAGUUAA